Messenger RNA from Colletotrichum navitas, 2232 nucleotides. RefSeq lists its product as uncharacterized. Lineage: Eukaryota; Fungi; Ascomycota; Sordariomycetes; Glomerellales; Glomerellaceae. The transcript has 5 exons. The record is from RefSeq and is a predicted model, not a curated record. The coding region runs from base 448 to 1962 and encodes 504 amino acids.
GAAAUGAUAAUCGUCUGCGGCCAAGGCUUUCCUUAUGCGAAGACAAGCUUCACUUCUUGACUUAGCUUGAUACUAACCAACUUAACUCAAUAAGGCCAAAUCCUACUUUGAGACAAUUUCUUUUGGUUCCAUGAAUGGAUACAAGCUUUCCACCUAUACCCACUCGAACUCUGUGAAAAAGCAACUUAAUGUGAUUCUAUAGCAGCUUCUAUAGAGUCUAUAUUUGGUAGACCAAAAUUUUCGGGCUCUCCGUAAGCCUAACUAUUUUUGAUCCGCGAUUUUUCCCGGACAAUUCACAGUGUUGGAAUAUCAUGAGACCGCAAAGUAUUAUAAGUAAUCCGUUACUUUAACACGCAAGUAAGUUCUUUCUGCUCUUUAUCAGCAUACCAUUCAAGAAUUAGACAGUCGCCUUGUCUCCUUAGGUCUAUUGUCUCAUUACCUGGGACAAUGCUCUUCUCAAACCUCGCUCUCUUCUUGGCUUCUGCCACAGUUGCGGCAGCCCAGAACGAGACAUCUGCCGCACCCAUUGUUGACUGGAGAACAGUCAACUGUAGUGGUGUCAUCGUCGACGCCAAGGCCUUGCCCAACAAGCGAUGGGAGGCGGCCGGUGCAACGGGCGCCCUCCAUGAGGUCCUCGCCGCCUGGCGGAAUUACACCACCAACCCCGACGAAGUCAAGUUCGAGUUCAGCGAGUUUGUUUCCUGGUUCUUCGGCGGCCCGGAACAUUGGCGGUGCUCGGAGAUCUUUGACGUGCCUUGCUCGAGCACGUUGGUCUGUGAAGAUACUAAGUAUCCAGCUGGACAUCUUAUUCUGAACUCGUUCUCUAAGCUCCAUCUGUUUCACAACCGCUAUUUUGAGGCACUCAGUCUGGCACAGCAGGAUAUCCAGUCCGAAAUGGACCUUUUUGCCGAAGUUUUUUCCGUGCCGCCUCCCAGGGACCCAAAAAAGGACCAGACAAGCAGAAUCCUCCUCAAUGUUGCGUACGGCUUGAUUGGCAUUGCGCAGGCCUACAUGAACAAUUUUUUCAUUUUUGCCAAGCCUGUCGAACAAGCCGCUGGCGCCGUCCUCUCCCAGGUCUGGCGAUCGCAAUUAUCAACCACUCUCAGUUACAGCAUCUUCACUGGUUGGGCCAUUGGAAAAGACUAUUUGCUUCCAGGCCAGAAUCCUAAUCCCUCGUAUGGAUCUAUCGGUGCUUUGAUGGGCGACGUCUUCGAAAGUUGGAAAGCCUCUGAAACUGCCUACGUCAAGCACAUUUUCUCUCCCAACGACACUGAGACGGAGAAUUUUCUCGUAGCAGCUUUAGACAACGGCUUCGUGGGCGCCGCACCGGAUGAUAUUAACACCAACGAUGUAUCCGCGAUGCUCCAGAAGCUCUUCUACCCCAGGUUUAUGGUGUCUAUAUGGCAGACUCGCAAGUGGUCCAAGAGGCCUUUUGUCCUGAAGACGAAUCUGGCUUGCCAUAUGAACGAGGGCGAGAGAGAUUCCUCUCUUUGGCCCUUCCUGCCUGACAGUGACCAUGCCAAGGCUGCCGCUUGCUACAAUGACAGACUCUUCUAUCUCCUCGACAUUAGGAGCGAAGGCGUGAAGUUGAGCACCGAUUUCCCCUCCAUCCGUGCUGACGUCAUGAAAAGCAAACACUGGCCCUUCACGACGCUUUUUGGCGCGGAAACCAUGGAUGGCGUCCGGUGGGGCGGCGUCACGAAGGAAGAUAUAGUCGCCGCCGCCUACAAUGGCUAUGUCGCGGGCGGUCACAUGAAUAAUGUCUUCCACCCCAACUACACCGACGUCUCGCCUCAGUCUCAAGCCAUAUUGUGGUCAGAAAUGGGCAACCAUAGCCCCGGCUUUGUCAAUAUGUCCUUGUGCCAGAAUCUUUACACGAUUGUUGGCAACGUCGUGCACGGAAGCCCCGACCAGCAUCCAUCUUGGCCCUGCGCACCCCUUAACGAGAUUAAGCCGGUGUAAAGGGCCGCUUGAUAUACUCGGGCAUGUCAAAUGUUUCGAUCUUGUAAUUGAGGGGGUGGUUUUGGUCGUGAUUAUGGUGGUUUGUAAGAUGUUUAGAUAACUUCACUUGUUUCGCUUCCUGCUAAUAGGUUUCAAGUAUGGAUCUUGAACUAGCUUCUUUAAUAACAAUAUAUUUUAUUUCUUCGUCCACAUUCUCUUUGACCCGAACUGAUUAAACAGCUGCUCAUUGGCGGCUUUUGUACAUAAUUAGUCAACAGGGUAAAUUCGUGA